CAGCAAAAGGGUUAUUAUGCUAGGGCUUAUACUGACCAUUAGUUCUGAUUACUGGGGAGGUUUUGAAGUGCAAAAGUGGACAUGAUGAUUGGAAUCGCUUUCAGAGUUUCUUGGCUUUGUUGCCUGCUAAUUGGAGGGAUAACCUGUUCUACAUCAAGUGAUGGGUAUCCUGCACUAGGGUCUGAUGCAGCAUGGCUCUAUGCAGGCUCACUUGGGUCUAAAGGAUAUGGUAAUUACAGCUCUCCAACAGCUCAAAUGCAAGCGCAGCUGACCGAAGGGCAACAGAAACAUCCGGCUGCCAUCCUGCAAAAACAACUGGUCCCCAUGCCCCAGGCACCUCAGAAAACGUGGUAUCCAGCUCAAAUGCCCCAGAAGCAACCAGCUACUGAACUUCAGCAUCAGAAGGAACAGGCCUCCAUACCCCAGCUACCUCAGCAAGUGUGGUAUCCAGUUCAAAUUCCCCAGCAGCAAAAGCAACCAGCUACUGGUCCUCAGCAGCAGAAGGAACUGACCACCAUGCCCCAGAAGCAACUGGCUCCAAUGCCUAUACCGCAGAAACAACCAACAGCUAUGCCACAGCAAGCAUGGUAUCCAGCCCCAAUGCCGCAGAAGCAACCGGCCGCCAUGCCCCAGCAAGUGUGGCAUCCAGCUCAAAUGCUGCUGAAGCAACUGACUGCCAUGCCCCAGCAAGUGUGGUAUCCAGCUCAAAUGCCCCAGAAGCAAUCGACCGCCUUGGCCCAGGAAGUGUGGACUCCAGCUCAAUGUACCCAGCAGCAGAAGCAACCGGCUGCUGAAACUCGGCAGAAAAUUGAACCGACUGCCAUGCCCCAGCCACCUCAGCAAGUGAUGCAUCCAGCUAAAUUUCCCCAGGAGCAGAAGCAACCAGCCCCAAUGCCUUUACCGCAGAAGGAACUGACCGCCAUACCCCAGCAACCUCAGCAAGUGUGGCAUCUGGCGCAGAAGCAACCGGCCCCUAUGCCCCAGCAGCCUCACGACGUGUGGUAUCCAGCUAAAAUGGUCCAGAAGCAACAAGCCUCUGCAACUCGGCGGCAGAAGGAAAUGACCGCCAUGCCUCAGCAAGAGUGGCAUCCAGCUCAAAUGCCCCAGAAGCAAUCACCCACUGAACCUCGGCAGCAGAAGCAAUCGACCACCUUGGCCCAGGAAGUGUGGACUCCAGCUAAAUUUCCCCAGAAGCAACCAGCCCCAAUGCCUUUACCGCAGAAGGAACUGACCGCCAUACCCCAGCAACCUCAGCAAGUGUGGUAUUCAGCUCAAAUGCCUCAGCAGCAACCGACGGCUGAGCCUCAGCAGCAACCGACGGCUGAGCCUCAGCAGCAACCGACGGCUGAGCCUCAGCAGCAACCGACGGCUGAGCCUCAGCAGCAACCGACGGCUGAGCCUCAGCAGCAACCGACGGCUGAGCCUCAGCAGCAACCGACGGCUGAGCCUCAGCAGCAACCGACGGCUGAGCCUCAGCAGCAACCGACGGCUGAGCCUCAGCAGCAACCGACGGCUGAGCCUCAGCAGCAGAAGCAACAGGCCACUAUACCCCAGCAAGUUAGGUAUCCAGCUCAAAUGCCCCAGAAGCAUCUGGCCUCCAUGCCUCUGCCGCAGAAGCAACCGACCGCCGUGCCCCAGCAAGGGUGGCAUCCAGCUCAAAUGCUGCAGACACAACUGACCGCCAUGCCCCUGCAAGCAUGGUAUCCAGCUCAAAAGCCCCAGCUGCAGAAGCAAUUAGCCGCUGAACCUCAGCAGCAAAUUGAACUGACCGCAAUGCCCCAGCCACCUCAGCAAGUGUGGCAUCCAGAUCAAUUUCCCCAGCAGCAAAAGCAACCAGCUACUGAACCUCAGCAGCAGAAGGAACCGGCCGCCGUAACUCAGCAAGUGUUGCAUCCAGCUCAAAUGCUGCUGAAGCAACUGACUGCCAUGCCCCAGCAAGUGUGGUAUCCAGCUCAAAAGCCCCAGAAUCAACCAGUCCCUAUGCGUCAACCGCAGAAGGAACUGACCGCCAUUCCACCACAACUGUGGCAAUCGGCUCAAAUGCCCCAGCAGCAUAAGCAACCGGCUGCCACGCUUCAGCAAGUGUGGCAAGCGGCCCCCAUGCCCCAGCAGCCUCAUGAUGUGUGGUAUCCAGCUAAAAUGGUCCAGAAGCAACAAGCCUCUGCAACUCGGCGGCAGAAGGAAAUGACCGCCAUGCCUCAGCAAGAGUGGCAUCCAGCUCAAAUGCCCCAGAAGCAAUCACCCACUGAACCUCGGCAGCAGAAGCAAUCGACCACCUUGGCCCAGGAAGUGUGGACUCCAGCUAAAUUUCCCCAGAAGCAACCAGCCCCAAUGCCUUUACCGCAGAAGGAACUGACCGCCAUACCCCAGCAACCUCAGCAAGUGUGGUAUUCAGCUCAAAUGCCUCAGCAGCAACCGACUGCUGAGCCUCAGCAGCAACCGACUGCUGAGCCUCAGCAGCAGAAGCAACAGGCCACUAUACCCCAGCAAGUUAGGUAUCCAGCUCAAAUGCCCCAGAAGCAUCUGGCCUCCAUGCCUCUGCCGCAGAAGCAACCGACCGCCGUGCCCCAGCAAGGGUGGCAUCCAGCUCAAAUGCUGCAGACACAACUGACCUCCAUGCCCGAGCUAACGUGGUAUCGAGCUCAAAUGCUCCAGCAGCAGAAACAACUGGCCACCAUGCUGCAGAAUCAACCAGCCCCAAUGCAUCUGCCGCAGAAGCAACCGGCCACCAUGCCGCCGCAAGUGUUGCAUCCAGCUCAAAUGCUGCAGAAGCAACAUACUGCCAUGCCCCAGCAAGCAUGGUAUCCAGCUCAAAAGCCCCAGCUGCAGAAGCAAUCGGCUGCUGAACCUCAGCAGCAAAUUGAACUGACCGCAAUGCCCCAGCCACCUCAGCAAGUGUGGCAUCCAGAUCAAUUUCCCCCGGAGCAGAAGCAACCAGCCCCUAUGCAUCUACCGCAGAAGGAACUGACCGCCAUACCCCAACUGUGGCAAACAACUCAAAUUCCCCAGCAGCAUAAGCAACCGGCUGCCAUGCUUCAGCAAGUGUGGCAUCUGGCGCAGAAGCAACCGGCCCCUAUGCCCCAGCAGCCUCACGACGUGUGGUAUCCAGCUAAAAUGGUCCAGAAGCAACAAGUCGCUGCACUGACCGCCAUGCCGCAGGCACAUCAGAAAGUGUGGCAUCCAGUUCAAAUGCCUCAGCAGCAGAAGCAACCAGCUACUGAACCUCAGCAGCAAAUUGAACUGACCGCCAUGCUUCAGACACAUCAGCAAGUGUGGCAUCCAGCUCAAUUUCCCCAGCAGCAGAAGCAACCGGCCUCCAUGCCUCUUCCGCAGGAGAAACCGACCGCCAUACCCAAGCAAGUGUGGUAUCCAGCUCAAAUGUCCCAGCAGCAACUGGCCUCCAUGCCUCUACCGCAGAAGCAACUGACCCCCGUGCCUCAGCAAUUAUGGCAUGUAGCUCAAAUGCCCCAGAAGCAACUUGCCCCAAUGUCUCAGCAGAAGCACUACGAAAGCACUGAAGAUGGUGUCUCUGGUAGCUCUCAGGCCAGCAUUGUUGAACAGUUGGGUGUCAUCCCAAUCUAUUCCUACAGUUCCAAAUCGCACUACGAGAAGGGCAGAACUGUCUUCUCCCAAACCCGCUACACUCCUAGGGAGGCUAUGCCUGUUGACAGUGGAAAUGCUCCCAAGGACAGUUAUGUUGGCAUUGGUGCACCAAGCAUACAUCCACCACUAGUGAAGGAUUCUGCAAGGGAAAUGUAACGGAGUCAUCCUCUAGAAGCUCUAAUGGAAGUUGCUGGUGCUCAAGCGUGAUGGAAUCAAUAAACA
Messenger RNA from Salmo salar (Atlantic salmon), 3825 nucleotides. Lineage: Eukaryota; Metazoa; Chordata; Actinopteri; Salmoniformes; Salmonidae. The record is from RefSeq and is a predicted model, not a curated record.